This is a messenger RNA of Habropoda laboriosa, 2094 nucleotides long. Its product is annotated as cGMP-dependent protein kinase 1. Gene Ontology annotation, molecular function: ATP binding; cGMP-dependent protein kinase activity. The record is from RefSeq and is a predicted model, not a curated record. Gene Ontology annotation, biological process: protein phosphorylation. Bases 172 to 2094 code for a protein of 640 amino acids. The transcript has 11 exons. NCBI's taxonomy places the organism in Eukaryota, Metazoa, Arthropoda, Insecta, Hymenoptera, Apidae.
AUCAGUGUACUUCGCCAAUUUUCUUCCAUUUCAGUGCGAAUAAUUCUUCUCGAAAAGUACCAAGCGACGAAUAAUCUCAAAGAACAAUUUUAAAACUAAAAUACACUCAACUUAAAAGUAUCACAUAUCAAGAAUUACAGUGUCUUAAACUCUCCUCUCUUAAGCUCCGUCAUGCAUUAUCUCUGUUGGAAAAUAGGUUUUCGAAGCAACGUGAACCUCUUUCGAUCUCGUCGUCGAAACACAGACGAAUGUUACCGAGAAUUAUCCCUUCAGAGGAAACACGGUGUUGUUGGCGAUGUGGACGUACCUUCUCACGUGCCAAAGAUCUUCGCGAAGAAUGAAAAAACGAUAAAGCUAAUCAAAGACGCGAUUUUGAGCAACAAAUUCCUCGAAGAUCUGGACGAGUCGCGUAUAGAGAAGCUGAUCUCGGUGAUGUAUCCUAAUCGCGUGAAAGCCAACACACGGAUCAUUCACGAAGGUGAAACCGGUUCCCAUUUGUACGUCUCGGAGGAGGGAACGUUCGAAAUCUACGUGGGCACCACGUAUCACGGUAGCUUCGGUCCAGGUGUUGCCUUCGGAGAGCUGGCUUUACUCUACAACACGAAGAGACUCUGUUCUAUAAACGUGAAUACGAACGGCAAAAUAUGGAUACUUGAGAGGCACGCGUUCCAGGCGAUAAUGAUGAGAGACGAGGAGGAAACCCUGGAAUACAAUAUGAAACUGAUUCGUCGAAUCGAGAUUUUCAAAGAUCUGCCAGAAGAAACUCUUCUGAAGAUCUGCGACUUGAUUGCGGUGGAAUUCUAUCCGGCUAACUCGUACGUGAUACGAGAAGGAGAUCACGGGAGCAAGUUCUUCAUCGUAAACGCUGGAAGCGUGAUAGUGACGAAGUACAGAACGAUUACAACGGAGCAAGAGCUGGUUACUCUGUCCAAGGGUGAUUAUUUUGGCGAGAAAGCAUUGUACGACGAUGGAGAAACUUGUCGACAGGCGAAUGUAAUCGCUGUGUCUCCUGGAGUAGAGUGUCUCACCAUCGAGAGAGAAACGUUUCUGGAUUUCCUUGGAGGAUUGGACUCGAUUAGAAACAGAAAAUGGGAGACUUCUCAGAGUGUAACCGAGAUGAACCAUUGGGAGGAGCAGUUCCAAAAUUUGUCCCUGACGGAUUUGGAGUCUGAAGGGACAAUCGGAGCAGGUGGCUACGGCAGAGUGGAAUUGGUUACAGUAGAAUCGAUGCCCAAUGUUAGCUUUGCCAGGAAGAAGGUGAAGAAACGUUUGAUUACCGACGGUGGAUAUCAGAAGUUGAUUUAUAACGAAAAGAACAAUUUGAAAUUGUGCAAUUCUCCUUUUGUCUGCAAAUUACACAGAACCUUCAAAGAUAAGAGAUACAUUUACUUUUUAAUGGAGGUGUGUCUUGGCGGAGAUUUAAGGACAGCGUUGCAUAGAAAUGGUCGAUUCGACAAUUCGUCUGCUCGAUUUAUCGUUGCUUGUAUCGUGGAAGGGCUGAAUCAUCUUCACUCGUUGGGUAUUAUUUACAGAGACCUAAAACCAGAGAACGUAGUGAUCGAUAGCCAUGGUUACGCUAAGCUUACUGAUUUUGGAUCCACUAAACAUAUCGGCGCUUAUAAAACGAAGACAUUCAUGGGUACACCGGAGUAUUUGGCUCCUGAAAUCAUUCAAAGUAAAUCGUAUAAUAAUGCUGUCGAUUAUUGGGCACUUGGAAUUGUUACGUACGAAAUUAUGCUGAAUCGGACACCUUUCCAAGAUGUGGACGAUAUGGCGAUGUAUAAUAAAAUAAUUCGUGGCUUCGAUGCUACACUUAUUCCUCCCGCCAUAAAAAGCGCGGCAAAACAUUUCAUCGGAUUACUUUUGAAUAAUGACCCAGUCAAAAGACUUGGUUAUUUGCGAAACGGUGUCCAUAAUAUUCGUAAUCAUAGGUGGUUCAAUCAUUUCCAUUGGAACGAGUUACAGAAUCAAACAAUGCUUUCCCCUAUUGUUCCAACGGUGAGAAGUCACAUUGAUUUCAAGAACUUCGAUAAAUAUCCUCCUGAUUAUACUACUGCUCCAGUCGAUUUUUCUGACUGGGAUACGAACUUCUAA